AUGGAACGAUCUUCCACCCCUAAAUCUAUUCGAGCCGAAAGAGAAGCGGCCAACUCUCCUUAUGAUCGUUCUCUAAGGGUAUUGAAACCUAAACAGAGUGUGGGGAUCAGUCCUUUCGCAUCACUUCGAUCUCUGUACAGUUUCGUCACUGGUUCCAUCUCACGUACAACACCUCUCCUUCCGAACACUUCGCAAGACAUAGAUAGUCCUCCAGCUUCAGACCAACAAUCAGUCUCUGGAUCAGACGAUGAAUGGGAAGGCGAGGAACCUAAAAGAAUGCAAGGAGAAGACGUCUUUUCACUCGCAGCGGCGGCAGGGAGGAAAGGGGGUAAUGUUGAUGAUAGAGCAUUGGAAUUUCGUGCGAGAGGAGAGAUACCAGGUGGUAGAAGAGAUCUAGCAAGGCGAGCUUUGGAAGGAGAUUCAUCAUUGAUCGAUCAUGAUGAACCACAAAAACCCGUUUACACACCUCAACAAAAUCACAAAAUUCGACCUUUUUCAUCCACUCCUGUCGUACCAACGAUACCAUCUGCCCCUUUACCAAGCACCAAUUUACCACCCACUACACCUGUAUCUGGCGUCGUGGUUUCUACUCCCUCUCGAAAACGUCCACAUUCACCUGUUACACGUAAUCCUUUGCCAUCCUUCUUACCUUCCCCAUCGACCACCUCUAAACUCACAUCAUCAGCUUCAUCAGCCGCAUUGUCUGCGUUUCUGGAUGCGAAAAAGGGGUCGUCCAUGUCUUCGGAAGACAUCAGGGUUGUUGACGCUCUGGUAGAUAGCAUAAAACAUGAGACGGAGCCUCAAACAGGAGGUUGGGGAGCAGGGGAGUUCAACACACCUUCCCGAUCCAUCAGACCUCUACGGGAGACUGUUUCUACCCCAGUUCGAUCGUCACCCUUUGCGAAUGGCUUCAACUCGCCAGGUCCAAGUUUCUCCAUUGGGGCUUCACCCUCGACCUUACAAUCGCCUUCGAGAAGGAAACUGGUCUAUCUUGGACCUGGAAUGUCCCCGAGAAAGAUGGGAAGGUCAAGGAUCAAUUUCGACGAGUCACCAGCGAAGAAAGUAAGAACGGAGACCAUGGAACUCGACCAGUCGGCAAGUUACAUACCGCCUUCCUCGCUGACUACGGACCAAUCUCAAUCGAGCAUUUCAAAUGUAUUCUCGACGACAACAUCGCCUACCACGGCACUCCCUCUAACAUUGAAUAAAGUCAAAUCUUUGCGAACAUUCGCUCCGUCAAAUCCUUCGCCGUUGGGAAGGAACACUAUGAUCUCGGAUCCUUCAUCUCCACCCGCUCAUCCUUCUACCUCAGUGAAAGCAACCGCCGUCAGUCUGGGCAAACACCGCGCAGCAAACAUCAUGCGAGAGCUCUUGGCAGAAGAUCUUGCCACAGUUUCCGCACGAGUUGUUGAAGAUUUCAUUGUCAAUCCAUACGACACCACUUCUCUUCUCUCCAAACAUACUUCCACCCUCGUACCGCACUCGGUCCCGUCAACCCCGUCCACUCCUCACAGUCGCAAUCAUGUCGGCUCCGUCCCCAAUCAAAACACUCCAGGUCGAGGAACCCCAAAUCGACCCACCAUCCGGGCAUUGACCGACACGACUCCAAAACGUGGAGCAGCCGCCAAACUCGCCGCUACGAAAAGUCAAAAGUUGACCACUCUCGAGUUGUUAUCUGGCAAGAAACCCUACGUGUCUUCGUCGCUCGUCAACGGUAAAGGCAAGAAGAGAGAAGAUGCAAUGGACUUUAUGGAGAGUGAGGACGAUGAGGAGGUUGAUGAAUUGUUCGGUUCUCCAGAGCCCGAUACGCCCAUUUCCAAAGGUGACAAUCGGAAAGAUGUGGAGAUGGAAGAAGAAUCAAGUUCUUCCUUGAUCGAGAUACCGGGUCCGGAUCCCGUACCUAAAUUUGACGUACCGCAAUUAUCCAUAUCGACCUUUAACACCACCCCUUUCAAGUCGACCACCACCACGAAAGAGUUGUUCUCCAGUGCAUCCCAAAACUCCAUAUUCCCUUCUGUCAAACCAGAUCAAGUUUUCAAACCCACUUUCACUCCUACUCCAAUCUCUCAAUCAAUGGAAGAAGGCGAACACAUGUCGUCGUCCACGCCAGUCUCUGAGACUAUAGAAGAUCACCCGGUGGAUCUCACUGCGAUUUAUCUCUCCGCCAAAGACGCAGCGUUGAAAGUGGAAAAACCAGCCUUACCAUUCUACACCUUUAACAUUUCCACCACAAUCCUCAAACCCUCUGAUGACAUUCGUACACGAGUAAUGAAAAGAUCUCUUCAAUCAUAUUCCUUCACUUUACAUCUGGAUCCUGAACCAGCAGCCGACGUUACUCCUCUGACGACGACGGGCGAGGAAUGGACAUGUGAUUUGUGUAUGCUCAAGAAUCCCGCUUCGGCCAGUGAGAAAUGUACCAUCUGUGAAGCUCCUAAGCCGGCGAAGCAACCUACGAGUACGAAGCCAAGUCUUGCAUUUGGGAUCGGGAUGGAUGGUAAGAGUGGGACAAAAGGAGGAGAAUGGACAUGUUCGUUGUGCAUGUUGAAGAAUCCUGAGAGCGCAAAGGAUAAAUGUGGUAUUUGUGAAGCUCCUAGACCAACAUGAGAGGUGGAGAUGAAUAUAAUUGAGAGGUG
Messenger RNA from Tremella mesenterica DSM 1558, 2633 nucleotides. RefSeq lists its product as uncharacterized. Lineage: Eukaryota; Fungi; Basidiomycota; Tremellomycetes; Tremellales; Tremellaceae. The record is from RefSeq and is a predicted model, not a curated record. The transcript is spliced from 2 exons. The coding region runs from base 1 to 2604 and encodes 867 amino acids.